Myripristis murdjan (pinecone soldierfish) is the source of this 3267-nucleotide messenger RNA. RefSeq names its product protein cappuccino. The coding region runs from base 93 to 1376 and encodes 427 amino acids. The record is from RefSeq and is a predicted model, not a curated record. Lineage: Eukaryota; Metazoa; Chordata; Actinopteri; Holocentriformes; Holocentridae. The transcript is spliced from 14 exons.
GGCGCUGGGGCUGGAUCCUGCACUCUGCCAGGGAGCACCUCUGUUAUGAACACACAGUAAACCUGGGAUCAGCGGCUGGACCAAGUACGGAGAUGAUGUGGCGUCUUGUGAUCCUGCUAGGAGUUGCCCUCACUGUGGACUGCUAUGCCGUCCGUGACAUACAUGAGCGCUUGGCCCACGGUCGCCAGCUGAAGAUCUACCUGCCCAAGAGUGCAGAGAAGCUGGAGUUCACACCAGCGGAUGAACCCGGCCAGACAUUUCUGUACUGGGAGAAUGGGAGACACAGGAUGAACAAGGGCAGGGUUUCUGGAACAGGAAAUGACCGACGCUGGUACAUUGACAAGGUGACUUAUGAGGACCAGGGGACGUACACCCAGAGAGACUACUGGAAUAAAGAGAUUUCCACUGUCAAAGUGGCUGUUACACCCAGGCAUAACUAUGUGAAGCGUAUACCAGGAGAGACACUCUACAUCUCACUGGAGGGGUUGGAUCUGGCUGAUGCCUACCUUUCCUUCUCUGGGGAGGUCAAUGCUACGUUGGUGAGUCAGGGUUCGACGGUGGCUCAGGACCUCCCAGAUUACUGGGACCGGGUCAAGACCCACUCCAUGAACAUCGAGAUCAGAGAUGUAAACACCACCGAUGUGGGGCGCUACACCCUGACAGACCGCAGGGGCCGAGUGGUGUCUGUUACCCGCAUGGAUCUGACUGACCAUCAUGACUAUGAGGGAGGUAACCCUCUCCUGGCUCUCCUCUUGCUCCUGGGUAUCCCAGCUGGUAUUUGCUGCUGCUGUCGGAAGAAGAUCUUCAAGCAGAAAGCCUCCACGACUGCGACGCUGCAGGGUACUCCAGAGACAGUGUGCCCCCCCGCAGGAGGCCCCACCGGACCCCCUCCUGCUUACAACACUCCUGGAGACCAAGGAGGAGCAGUGCACUACUAUGACCCUAACUCGGGUUCUACAGUCCAUCCUCCCCCCAAUCCAGUUGCCCCAGGACAGUGGAAUGGCCCUCCACCUGCCCCAGGUUUUAACCCGGCCUACCCCCCCCAGAACCCUGUCUACCCCCCUGCUGGUCCGGCCAUGGUCCCCCCUGCCCAACCUCCACAGUGGAACGGUCCACCACCUGGCCAGUACCCCCCUGGACCCGGAGCUCCUAUGGGCUAUGGUCCCGUGAUGUACAGUGCUCCGCCUCCAAAAGAGGGUAGUCAACCAGUUGAAGAGGUCAAGAUGGAGAACAUGGCUUCCUCACCUGCCGAUCCCCUGCUUACUACCCCACCACAGGCUGCCACUUCUCCUGAUGCUCCCGUUCCGCCGUCCUCCAACAAUGCCUACACGUUUGACAUCGACAAAGGAGACAAAUCCUCCACCAACUUCCUCUAGGGUCAGCACCUCCUCUAGCAACUUCUUCCCGGUCCUUCCCGACUCAAACUUGGUGUCGCGAUCAAGGCUGUUAAAAGAAGGCUGAGACACGGUCUUUGACCCCUUGGAAGCUAUGGGGUAUGACACUUGCGCAGAGAACCUGAAGCUACGAUGUUGGAGUGUUAACCAGGGUGCCAGAAAUGAAGGUAUGGUGUCUGCUCAGAUGCUCUUGGGAUGUGCUCCAAGGAGCGUAGCCCUGGUGUUCUAUCAUUGUGCACCAUCCAUUGAGCCUUUUUGCAAGUGCAGACCAGAUUUUCCUGCACAAGUGUUGUACCCCAAGGAUAAGAUGGAAUAUGAAACCGUGUCCUCUCCUUCCUUUUAGUCUCCUUGGUUGCGAUGCCCCUCUGUGGCCAUUUUGCAUUUGGACCCGGAAUGAAAAAUGUCAAAAGUCAACAAUCAGUAACAUUUUGACAGCAGCCUCCUUUCCUUGUCUCCUUGCCUUCCACCUCAGAUAACUGAUGAUGAACUGGACUCCUGACUUUUUUUUUAAUGUGUUAUUUGGCAAUGUAACCAAGUGUCUAUGGUAUAUCAUCAGCUGUUUUUACUUGGUCAUCCAUAGAGUGGCAUUGGCUUUCUGGGGUUUGGCUUUUCAGAGACAAGAAAAGGAUGUCUUUGCUUGAAGUGUUAUGAAUGGAUGUCAAAAUCUGAUCUGAUAAUUACAGUUUACCAUAAGUUCAGUAGAGUCAUAUCCAAUCUAGGAAGUGGCCAAGAAUGAUUUAUAUAACAAAUGAACAUACAACAAGUGAAUUUGCGUUUCUAUCUAAAUUUUCAUUGGAGAAUGAUCCAUCCCGUUUUGAUUCCUUUGAUCUUCUCUCCUCAUCCUCUAGUCCCAACACAGAGUUUGCUAGUUAGAGUUGACUUCUGUCUGUCCUCCAAAGUUUGAGGUGUGAGGAGGGGUUGCAAAUAACAAUGGAAAUCAGGAUAUGAAGAAAAGGUUCUUGAGUCUAGAAUCAAGCCGCUGAAAAAAAUGGAAUGAAAACUUCAUAGGAAGGGUUGACCGACGCCUUAGAAGAAAAAAAGUGUAGCCAACAAAUUGCAGAGCCUUAUGGUGUCUUCACAGUGUCUUUUUUUUUUUUUACAACCAAACCGUCAGAAUGGUAUCAAAAGAAACACGUUGACUGCCUUUCAGAGUGGCCUCCUGGCCAUUCAAGCAAAAAAAUCCUAGCACUCAUCUUCCAGCCUCUGAAACCUUUUUCCCCAGAACCAUUUAUCAGCUAGUUGUAAUGCAUCAGAAAGUACCAGAAUCCGCCCUGUACAAAGCAUGGACAACCCAUCAGCCAGUCAGAUGGCUACUUUAUCUUUGUCCAUUAUGGAGCCUAGGGAAUCCCAGGCUCAUUAAUUAAUUUGCUCACAUGAAUUAGGACUACAUAAAAAUUAGAUUAAGUCUAUAAAUGAACCAAAACAAGGAACUAAUAUUUAGCUCACUCACAUGCACCAGGAUCUAAUGCCCUGAGUGCAGUCAAAGCUGAUCUCAGCAUGUAAUUUUAACUUCCUACGGCCGCUCCCAGGGUCUGUGCAUCCAACUGGUUGGAUAUUCUGAUGUGAGGACAAUAUCACAAGUGACUGAACGAGGAGUACAACAGUUCAUUUGGAAUGCUCUGGGUCAGGAUGGAGUGACUGACAUCUCCUCUUAUUGGCAUCUGGAACAGCGGUCAGAAACCUUCCCAGCUCCCAGGUGACAUUCAGUGACCUGGAAAUCGUAGCACAAAUGUCUUUCUCUACCAAAGUCUCUACCAUCCCCACAGGGUGUGCAGACACUCCUCUGAGGGCACUAUCUGUUUCUGGCAGCUCAAAGUAACAUCAGCCAGGUGGCUGCUAUUUUAAAGAAAAUACAAUAACUGUCACUGGAAUA